CCUUCUCCACAGAGACGCCGCAGGAGUCUCUCUCUCUCUCUCUCUCUGUACAUACGUAGAUAUUGUGUAUCUCUUUGUUUGUCUUUCCAACAUUCAAGCAUGGGGGCAACAAAAGAUUCAGAUCCAUCGCUAGGGUACCUAACUCGGAAAGAAACAGAGGUGAAACUCCCUCGACCCACCAGAGUGAAGAACAAAACCCCAGCCCCUAUCCAAAUCACCGCCGAGCAAAUCCUCCGCGAGGCUCGCGAGCGCCAAGAGGCCGAGAUUCGACCUCCCAAGCAGAAAAUCACCGACGUCACAGAACUCAACGACUAUCGUCUCCGCAAGCGCAAAGAAUUCGAAGACCUAAUUCGCCGAGUUCGAUGGAACACCAGUGUUUGGAUCAAGUACGCUCAGUGGGAAGAGUCCCAAAAGGACUUCAAUCGAGCCCGAUCGGUCUGGGAACGAGCCCUAGAGGUCGAUUAUCGGAACCACACCUUGUGGUUGAAAUACGCAGAGGUUGAGAUGAAGAACAAGUUCAUCAAUCAUGCUCGAAACGUUUGGGAUCGAGCGGUUACUCUGUUGCCUAGGGUUGAUCAGUUGUGGUACAAGUACAUUCACAUGGAGGAGAUUUUGGGGAAUGUUGCUGGAGCCAGGCAAAUCUUCGAGAGGUGGAUGACUUGGCAGCCUGAUCAGCAGGGUUGGCUUUCCUACAUCAAAUUCGAACUUAGGUACAAUGAAAUUGAGCGAGCUAGAGCCAUUUUCGAAAGGUUUGUGCUUUGUCACCCCAAAGUCACUGCUUGGAUUCGAUUUGCCAAGUUUGAGAUGAAGAAUGGAGAGAUUGGUAGAGCAAGGAAUUGUUAUGAGAGGGCAGUUGAUAAGUUGGCUGAUGAUGAAGAGGCGGAGCAGUUGUUUGUGGCUGCGGAGUUUGAAGAGCGGCGUAAGGAGCCCGAGAGGGCGAGGUGUAUAUAUAAGUUUGCGCUCGAUCAUAUUCCGAAAGGGAGGGCUGAGGAUUUGUAUAGAAAGUUUGUAGCUUUUGAGAAACAGUAUGGGGAUAAGGAAGGGAUAGAGGAUGCCAUUGUUGGGAAGAGGAGGUUUCAAUAUGAGGAUGAGGUUAAGAAGAACCCACUUAAUUACGACUCGUGGUUUGAUUACAUUCGGUUGGAAGAGAGUGUGGGGAAUAAAAACCGGGUUCGGGAGGUUUAUGAGAGGGCUAUUGCCAAUGUUCCUCCGGCUGAAGAGAAGCGGUAUUGGCAGCGGUACAUUUACCUGUGGAUUAAUUAUGCUUUAUAUGAAGAGCUUGAUGCACAAGACAUGGAGCGUACCAGAGAAGUGUAUAGGGAAUGCCUUAAGUUGAUUCCUCAUGAGAAGUUCUCAUUUGCAAAGAUUUGGUUAUUGGCUGCCCAGUUUGAAAUACGACAGUUGAAUCUGAAGGGUGCACGGCUCAUCCUCGGCAAUGCCGUUGGGAAGGCUCCAAAAGAUAAGAUAUUCAAGAAGUACAUUGAGAUAGAGCUGCAACUUGGUAACAUAGAUCGUUGCCGAAAGCUUUAUGAGAAAUAUUUGGAGUGGGCCCCAGAGAACUGCUAUGCGUGGAGCAAGUAUGCUGAGUUAGAGAGAUCGCUUAGUGAAACUGAGAGGGCCAGAUCCAUUUUUGAGCUUGCCAUUGCACAACCUGCACUGGAUAUGCCAGAGUUGUUAUGGAAGGCAUAUAUCGAUUUUGAGAUGUCAGAAAAUGAAUUUCAAAGAACUAGAGAGCUUUAUGAGAGGCUUUUAGACCGGACGAAGCACUUGAAGGUGUGGAUUAGUUUUGCAAAGUUUGAGGCAUCUGCAAUGGAAGAUGAUGAAAGAGGCUCAGACUUGCCGGAAGAUGAUGUCCAGGAAUGUCUUCUCGAUCAGAAGAAGCUAUGCCUUCAGCGAGCAAGAAGGGUGUUCGAGAGAGCAGUUAACUACUUUAGAACUUCUGCUCCCGAAUUGAAAGAAGAAAGAGCAAUGCUCUUGGAUGAAUGGUUGAACAUGGAGAGUAGUUUUGAUGAGUUAGGUGAUGUUAGUUUAGUCCGCGUUAAGUUGCCAAAGAAACUCAAGAGGAGGCGGCAAAUAGAAACCGAGGAUGGCCCAGCCGGGUAUGAAGAAUAUAUAGACUAUCUAUUCCCCGAGGAAACGCAGACCACGAAUCUCAAGAUUUUGGAAGCUGCGUACAAGUGGAAGAAACAAAAAGUUGGUUCUGACGAGGAUUAGCACACUCGUGUUUCUAUUGUUGUGUGUUAUAAUUGUAGAUACUGUGUGUGCCUUUUUGGUGUUCAAAUAUUUGUUCGGAAUGACUAGCCUUUCUGAAUGAAUUUUCGUUUUGGGAUGAUAUGCAAAAUAUAUUCCGAGUCUUAUGAUUCA
Molecule: messenger RNA, 2364 nt
Organism: Camellia sinensis
Lineage: Eukaryota; Viridiplantae; Streptophyta; Magnoliopsida; Ericales; Theaceae
Product: crooked neck protein, putative / cell cycle protein
Biological process (GO): mRNA splicing, via spliceosome; spliceosomal complex assembly
Cellular component (GO): post-mRNA release spliceosomal complex; U2-type catalytic step 2 spliceosome; Prp19 complex
Molecular function (GO): protein binding
Source: RefSeq, a predicted model, not a curated record